AAUAUUUUGAGAUAACAGAACAUCUGCGUCCAAACACGAAUCUGUAUAUCUGUAUCCGGGGAUUGGAUGAUUAGCAAAUAAUAAAGAAUACUUGAAUUUUACUAAAACUUUAAUACAAAGACAUCCCACAACAAGCGCCUUAUUUAGUUGUUACACAUUGAAUUAUCUGUUCUCUGUUUAUUUAUUUUUUUACCAAUGUUUGAAUUAGAUAUAUAAGGUUAUCUUAAAAAUAGUUCCAGUUUCACGGAUUCUUUUCCUUACCGAGCAUUCCUUACUCCACUCAAGGAAAAUAUUGAAAACUCCAAGAGACAGAGCAGGGACAACAACUUUUUUGGAUAAAAACUCUAUUCCAGAAUGUUCCAUAAAAGGAAGGGGACAUAAAAGGUUGACCCCAAGUUAUCUUGCACUCCAAAACAAUUCCCCCAACCUACUCCAAUGACGACACAAAAACAAACAAGACCGAAUAGCCAUGUUGCUAGUGGGGGCCCCUUAUCGGCUUGAGUCCAACUACCUUCCCUGAAGAUCGAUCCAUUCAUGGUAUCAGUCCACCGACUGUGUCACCCCAUCGUACGAUAGUUCCGAGGGACAAAGAUCGACUAACAGGUUCUCUUCAUGAGCUCACUUUCUGUUCCUGAUUUAUUGUACCUGCCAUCAUGAUAGACAGAAUGAAGGACUGUUUAUUUGUAGCGAUUUUUAUAUUGUGUCUGAGAGGCACUUUUACACAGACUACGGGUCGAUGUUCUAUGUACGGAGAAUGUCAGGAGGGACCCACAGGGAACCUGAACUGUGUGUACGAUGGGCCACCCAAACCCAUGAAUGAGAGCGAGGGCUUGGAAAUACUCCGGACCUACUGCCCUAAUAUAGUCACUAGUGACCAGCCACUGACUUGCUGCGAUCUCGCUCAGUUAAGGUCUUUUAAGAAGAACAUGGGCGUACCCCAGCAACUGCUGCUUCGAUGUCCGUCGUGUUACUACAACUUCCUCUAUCUCUUCUGCUAUUUCACCUGUGAUCCCAUGCAGGCGGAUUUCCUCAAAGUGUCGAUGAAAAUGCCUAACAUCGCGAAUCCUUCUGAUCCUAGAGAAGUCGUCUAUUCGGUGGACUACCACGUGAGCGAGACUUAUGCCUACGGAAUGUACAAUUCCUGCAAAGACGUCCAAAUGCCAAGCACGAACGCGAAAGCCCUGGAUAUCAUCUGUGGAAAGCCGGCGGCGGACUGUUCCGCCCAGGACUGGUUGAACUACAUGGGAUCCACUUCCAACGGGCAGACGCCGUUCACCAUUAACUACCAUAUCGACAAUACAUCCACAGUGGACAUCCAUCCCAUGAAUCACAGCGUGACUCCAUGUGACCAGAAAUACGGAAACCUGUCGGCCUGUAGUUGUCAGGACUGUCAAUCCACGUGCGCGCCCCUCCCCCCGCCGCCCUCACCCAGAGAACCGUGUACCGUGCUGGGAAUGGACUGCUGGUUCUUUGCCAUGCUCAUCACUUUCAUCGCAUUCUGUGUCGUAUUCCUCAGUUUUAUUAUCGUCUCCAUGUUUUUCAAUCGAAACAGACCGGCAAAAACUGAAAACAAAUGGAGUCAAGACAAAAAAUAUAAAGACAGUUCCUCCCUUGAAGGGAAACAUAGAGGCACGGUCUUACAGAGAGGGGGGUUAUGGAUAGAAACGUCUCUGGAGAUGGUUUUCCGACGAUGGGGAACGUUUUGCGCCAAAAACCCCGUUAAGAUUAUCGUAGCCGGCCUCGUUUUGGGUGCCGUCUUCUCUGUUGGCAUAGUGAUGUUCGAAGUGACUACCAGUCCCGUCAAACUCUGGUCAGCCGAGAAUAGCAGAGCCAGGCAGGAGAAAAAUUACUUCGACUCUCAUUUUGGACCUUUCUACCGAACCCAGCAGUUGAUAAUCACAAGACCAGAAAAUGCCUCUGGGGUGCGGCACGAGGUCCCCGGUAUCAACUACGGCAUCUAUCGGAACUAUACCUCCAUAUUCGACAAAUCUUUCCUGCACAAAGUUCUGGAUCUACAGCUUACCAUACAGAAUCUUGAGGCAGACCACAAGGACAGCAAGGUGGCGCUAGAAGACAUCUGUUUCCAGCCCCUGGCCCCGGACAACACUGAUUGUACCAUACAGAGCAUACUGGAGUACUGGCAGAAUAACCACACACGGCUGGACAAGAUUAAGUAUGACGACUUUAGCGGGUUUUACGUGGAAGGGGACUACUUGGACCACUUCUCCGACUGUGCCAGGGCCCCUGCCUCGGUCUCUGACCAGCAUCACAUGGACCUGUCAUGUCUGGGGGCCAGUGGUCAGCCAAUCUUCCCCUGGAUAUCCCUGGGGGGAUUCACAGGAGAGAAGUACAACGAGUCUACAGCUCUCGUCAUCACCUUCGUUGUCAACAACCAUGUCGACGAAGCCCAGAACGAGAAGGCCCGCGCCUGGGAACUAGAGUUCCUCCGCUUCAUGAAGAACUUCUCCGACCCCGACAUGAUCAUAGCUUAUUCUGCUGAACGCUCCAUCGAAGACGAGAUACAGCGCGAGAGUGCAUCUGACGUGUGGACCAUCGUAAUCAGUUACAUCGUCAUGUUUGGGUACAUCAGUAUCACGCUGGGGCAAUUCGGGCGCUGCUCACGCUGUGUGGUCUCCUCCAAGACGAGCCUCGGCCUGUGUGGAGUCUGUAUCGUGCUGCUGUCCGUCUCCUCGUCCCUGGGUCUCUUCAGCUACUGUGGGAUAGCGGCCACUCUCAUCAUCAUUGAGGUCGUACCUUUCCUGGUUCUGGCUGUCGGUGUGGACAACAUCUUUAUUCUGGUCCAAGCUUUUCAGAGGGACGAAGGUCAUCCGGAUGAGGAAUUAGAGGACAGAAUCGGGAGACUUCUGGGAAAAGUAGGUCCCAGCAUGCUCCUGGCUAGCUGUUCAGAGUCACUGGCAUUCUUUCUGGGUGCAUUGACCGACAUGCCUGCUGUUAGAGUGUUCUCCCUUUAUUCUGCAAUGGCGGUGUUACUGGACUUUUUAUUUCAAGUGACGGUUUUUGUUGCAAUAAUGACUUUAGAUGCCAAACGCGAAGAGAGCAACAGACUAGACAUUUGCUGUUGUGUAAAACUGGAAAAAUCAAAGAAAAAUGAAGCCUCGGAGGGAAUCCUGUUCAAAAUAUUUAAGAACUUCUAUUCAGAGGCGUUGCUGUCUAAAUUUGUUCGACCAGUUGUGAUGGUCUUGUUUGUGGGGUAUUUGUGCUUCAGUGCCUCACAGAUACAUAAGAUAGAGAUUGGACUGGAUCAAAAGCUCUCUAUGCCAGAUGACUCGUACGUACUGAACUACUUCGGUAACCUGAGUGAGUACCUACACGUGGGAGCCCCCGUCUACUUCGUGGUCGAAGAUGGACUGGACUACACCACCAAAGUAGGUCAGGAUGUGGUGUGUGGGGGGACAGGGUGUCCGGAAGAUUCUGUGGUGGGCCAGAUCAGCACAGCGGCCAAACAAGCCAAUUACACCUACAUUGCCCACCCCACGUCUGCCUGGAUAGACGACUAUUUUGAUUGGCUGAGGCCGGGUGGGGACCCCCCGUGUUGUCGCGUUAACAAUCAGGCGGGGAACUUCUGCGCAGCCACCGUGGUCAAUGCCAGCUGUGCCUCGUGUCCUGUUCACAAGACUGCCGACGGCCGGCCUGUCUUACAGGACUUCAUGAAGUUCCUUCCCUGGUACCUUAAGGACAAUCCGGGAAUCAAAUGUGCCAAAGGAGGUCAUGCAGCAUACGGAAGCGCUGUUAACCUAAAAAACAACAACAAAGCUGUGGGAGCCACGUAUUUUAUGACAUACCACUCCAUAAUGAAGGACAAUAAGGAUUACAUCACGGGACUGAAGGAAGCCAGGAAGGUGGCAGCCAACAUGACCAACAUGUUAAGAUUGAAGACCGGCGGAAACUCCACCAAAGUGUUCCCUUACAGUGUGUUCUAUGUGUUCUAUGAACAAUACCUCACCAUUGUGGAAGAUACUAUAAAAAACUUGAGCAUAUGCAUCGCCGCCAUAUUUGUUGUGACGUUUGUACUCUUGGGAUUUGACAUCAUUUCCGCUUUCCUGGUGGUGCUCACAAUAACUAUGAUCGUGAUAGACAUUUUAGGAUUCAUGGCUUUGUGGGAUAUUUCUAUCAACGCGGUCACCCUAGUCAAUCUUGUGAUGGCUGUAGGAAUAUCCGUAGAAUUUUGCGCACACAUCACGCGGGCCUUUGCUGUCAGCCAUCAAACUACAAGAGUCAAGAGAGCAAAGGACGCCGUAGCUCAUAUGGGGAGCUCAGUGUUGAGUGGCAUCACGUUGACAAAGUUAGGAGGAAUCAUCGUCCUGGCCUUUGCCAAGUCCCAGCUGUUCCAGGUCUUCUACUUCCGGAUGUACCUGGCCAUAGUUGUGUACGGGGCCACCCACGGGUUGAUUUUUCUACCAGUUCUAUUAAGUUAUAUUGGUCCCCCAGUGAACAAAGUGAAACUAGACUUUAUAGAAUCCUCAGAAGAAGGAAACGUCCAUGAACAGCGUCCCCACUCAAACGGACGCACAAAUUUUGCAUUCACUGAUAUUGACAUAAAAUGCACCAAUUUUAAACAGUUAGACAAUUCUCAUCUGUGAUAAUCAAACUCACAUCCUACAACGAAUCGCCUGAAAAUUGCUAGAUCAGCGAAAUGAACAGUAAUGCUUUCUCCCACCUCUGAACUUGUGCAUGAAACGACGAUUUUGACCGUCAUGAUUAACUUGGUGCAAUGUUACCCACACUGAUGCAGAUAUUGAUGGCCGCUGUGCAUGGCUAUACCCUGUCCAUUUGCCGCUUGUUAAACCUCAAACAAUGCAUAAUACGGUAAUUAAAGCGCAUACAGAAGGUCAUUGAAGUCAUACAGACUGUAUGCCUUUAUACUAGUAUAUGAAAUUUUUUUGUCCGUAUGUCUCUGUGUGUGUGUUUAUUUAUUGCAUGUGAGUAUUUUGCGUAUUUCGUAUGCUAAAGUUUCCCCUAUUUUAUGAGUGGUUGAUCAAGUUAUGACAUCUUUGAUGUAAAGUUUACUCUAUAUCAGAUGACAUGUAACGUUAAAUUGAUGAAAAAGCGUUAUGUUGAAUAAAUGAAUAAAUUAAAGAAAUGUAAGGUUGUUCUGAUUAAAAGAAUAGUUUGUGAUAUUGUUUAUUUUUUGUCUCAAAUUACUGGUCGAAUUCUGAAGUUCGUUGUUGUUAUAAGCAUUCAUAUUGCUUUCAUUUGUUACACUGUAUAAAUAAAUGUUUCAAUGAAAUAAAAUUGAAAUUGAA
Magallana angulata is the source of this 5264-nucleotide messenger RNA. Its product is annotated as NPC intracellular cholesterol transporter 1-like. The transcript is spliced from 22 exons. Lineage: Eukaryota; Metazoa; Mollusca; Bivalvia; Ostreida; Ostreidae. The record is from RefSeq and is a predicted model, not a curated record. Gene Ontology annotation, molecular function: lipid carrier activity. Gene Ontology annotation, cellular component: membrane. The coding region runs from base 654 to 4601 and encodes 1315 amino acids.